CCAGCCGGGCGAGCCAGCCGCGAGCAGAGCUCUGCCCGCAGCCCCCGGAGCGGAUCCCAGCCGCCCCUUGGCUAUCCCCGGGUUCUAGCAAAAAACCCCGGGGUGCCCAUCAAUUUCCUUGAGUGAUUACAGCGUGUUUCUUUCUUUUUUCUUUUUUUAUCCUUUCCCCUCCUGUGUGCCCUUCUCCAGGAUGGCAGAAGCUGAAUUGCACAAGGAAAGGCUGCAAGCCAUAGCCGAAAAAAGAAAGAGGCAGACUGAAAUAGAAGGCAAGCGGCAGGAGCUUGACGAGCAGAUACUUCUGCUGCAGCACUGCAAGUCCAAACUGCUUCGGGAAAAAUGGCUGCUGCAGGGGAUGCCUGCUGGGACUGCCGAAGAGGAGGAAGCCAGGAGGCAGCAGUCUGAGGAGGAUGAAUUCAGAGUGAAACAACUUGAAGAUAACAUUCAGAGGCUGGAGCAGGAAAUACAAGCACUGGAAAGUGAAGAGUCCCAGAUAUCUGCCAAAGAGCAAAUCAUCCUGGAGAAACUAAAGGAGACGGAGAAAUCCUUCAAGGACUUUCAGAAGAGCUUCUCCAGCACGGAUGGAGAUGCAGUAAAUUGCAUUUCCUCCCAGCUCCCCGACCUGCCAACCCUCUGUUCACGAACAGCAGAACCGUCACCUGGGCAGGACGGGACCAGCAGAGCAGCUGCUGUGUACGCCAUGGAAAUUAAUGUGGAGACAGACAAACACACAGGAGAGACCAAGAUUCUCUCUGCAUCCACCAUUGGCCCAGAGGGGGUCCAUCAGAGAGGAGUCAAGGUCUGUGACGAUGGUACCAAAGUAGUGUAUGAGGUGCGCUCGGGAGGCACGGUAGUAGAAAACGGAGUGCACAGACUGAGCUCCAAGGAUGUAGAAGAGCUUAUUCAGAAGGCCGGACAAUCAAGCGUAAGAGGAGGGCCCGUGUCAGACAGGACUGUGAUCGCAGAUGGGAGCCUCAGCCACCCUAAGGAACACGUGCUCUGCAAAGAGGCCAAGUUAGAAAUGGUUCAUAAGUCUAGGAAGGAUCACUCCUCCGGGAACCCAGGGCAGCAGGCCCAGGCCCCCAGCACUGAAGGGCCGCAGGCAAACUUGGAUCAGCCCGUCACCAUGAUUUUCAUGGGCUACCAAAAUAUCGAGGAUGAAGAGGAGACUAAAAAGGUGCUAGGCUACGAUGAAACCAUCAAGGCUGAAUUGGUCCUCAUUGACGAAGACGAUGAGAAGUCGUUGAGGGAGAAGACGGUGACGGACGUGUCCACUAUUGAUGGGAACGCAGCCGAGCUUGUGUCUGGGAGGCCGAUCUCAGACACCACAGAGCCCUCGUCCCCAGAAGGGAAGGAAGAGAGCCUGGCCACAGAGCCAGCCCCAGGAGUUGUGUGGGAGAGUGUUCUGCUGAAGGGCCAUGAAGCAGCCUCGGACAUCACAGAAACAUCCAGCGCAGACAUGACCAUCAAGAAGCCCCCCCAGCUCUCCGAGGAUGAUGUCCGGCUAACAAGCGAGAGAGACCACAGUAGUGCCAACCCCCUGGAUCCUGCGAUCAGCCCUCUCCCCCCAGAUCACAAAAACAUGGAAAUUGAGGUCUCCGUGGCAGAAUGUAAAAGUGUUCCUGGGAUCGCCUCCACUUCACAUUCCAUGGACCACCCCUCCCCCUUCUGCUCGCCCCCCCACAACGGCCUCCUCGCUGAUCACCAUGAAUCUCUGGAUAACGACGUGGCCAGUGAGAUCCGCUAUCUAGACGAGGUGCUCGAGGCCAACUGCUGUGAUUCCGCUGUGGACGGAACCUACAACGGCACGUCCUCCCCGGAGCCUGGCACAGCCGUCCAUCCAGAGCCCACCAAGAGGGCGACUGGCAGGCAGGUGCCUCCUCACAUUGAGCUCAGUAGAAGCAACUCUGACACCAUGGCAGAGCGUGAAGGCGCGAACGGCCACUCCCCUGACCCCCCCCGAGAUGUGCUGGGGGACAGCCUGCAGGCGCCCGUGAGCCCCAGCUCCUCCACCAGCUCGUGGUGCUCGUCCCGAGACGGGGAGUUCACGCUCACCACGCUGAAGAAGGAAGCCAAGUUCGAGCUGCGUGCCUUCCACGAGGACAAGAAGCCCUCCAAGCUCUUCGAGGACGACGGGAGUGAGAAAGAACAGUACUGUGUCCGAAAGGUGAGGCCCACAGAAGAGAUGCUGGAGCUGGAGAAGGAAAGACGAGAACUCAUCCGGAGUCAGGCCAUGAAGAAGAAUCCCGGCAUCGCAGCCAAAUGGUGGAACCCUCCCCAGGAGAAAACCAUCGAGGAGCAGCUGGACGAGGAACACCUGGAGUCGCACAAGAAGUACAAGGAGCGCAGGGAGAGGAGGGUGCAGCAGGAGCAGCUGCUGAUGCAGCAGCAGCAGCCCGCCCCGCUCGGCACGGCCCCUGCCUCCCCUCAGCAAGCUCCCCGCGGGACUGGCAAGGCGAAGGAGGACGUCGUCACGGAGCAGAUAGAUUUCUCUGCGGCUCGCAAACAGUUCCAGCUCAUGGAGAAUUCCAGGCAAACGGCGGCCAGGGGGCAGAGUACACCCAGGCUCUUCUCCAUCAAGCCCUUCUACAGGCCUCUGGGUUCAAUCAAUUCAGACAAGCCACUGACCCUCUCGAGACCAGCCUCCAUCGGGGGUCCUCUGGAAGACAGCGGUGCCCUGGCAGCCAAGGGGCAGAAAGCCCACUGUGCCCCGGAGAGCCAGUCUCCGGGAGGGGGCCAGGGCAGCGCAGCUCCGCAGGGCCGGGAAGGGCCCUACAGCGAGGCCUCCAAACGCGGGCCCCUGUCCAAACUGUGGACAGAGGACGGAGAGUUCACAAGUGCCAGGGCCGUCCUCACCGUGGUCAAGGAUGAUGAUCCUGGGAUUUUGGAUCAGUUUUCAAGGUCCGUCAAUGUCUCUUUGACCCAAGAGGAGCUUGACUCCGGUCUGGAUGAAUUGUCAGUGAGGUCCCAGGACACCACCGUCCUGGAGACCCUGUCCAAUGAUUUCAGCAUGGACAACAUCAGUGACAGCGGGGCCUCCAACGAGACAACCAACGCCCUCCAGGAGAAUUCACUGGCCGAUUUCUCUCUGCCCCAGACUCCGCAAACUGACAACCCCUCAGAAGGCCGAGGAGAAGGUGUCUCCAAGUCAUUUAGUGAUCAUGGUUUCUACUCCCCUUCAUCCACGCUGCGAGACUCUCCGUCGGCUGAUGACUCCUUGGAAUACCAGGCUGGUCUCCUGGUGCAGAACGCCAUUCAACAAGCCAUAGCCGAGCAGGUGGAUAGAGCUGUGUCUGGAAGCAACAAGCGUGGAGCAGAGCAGCAGGGACCCAAAGCGACUCUAGAGGAAGCGGGGUCUGGGGCUCUGAGCUCAGAGAAGCCGCAGAGCAUGUUCGAGCCACCUCAGGUGUCCUCUCCCGUUCAAGAGAAAAGGGAUGUAUUACCAAAGAUCCUGCCUACUGAAGACAGGGUGCUCAGGGAACGGGGACCCUCCCCCCCAUUGCCAGCAGUGCAGCCCAGUGGCCCAAUAAACAUGGAGGAGACCAGACCCGAACGGGGCUAUUUCAGCAAGUACUCAGAGGCAGCUGAGCUGAGAAGCACAGCCUUGCUCCUGGCCAGUCAAGAGUCCGACGUGACGGUUGGGCCCUUCAAGUUGAGGUCAAGGAAGCAGCGGACUUUGUCCAUGAUCGAAGAAGAGAUCCGAGCAGCCCAGGAAAGGGAAGAGGAGCUGAAGAGGCAGAGACAAGUCUUGCAGAGUACCCCGAGUUCCCGGGCAAAGAAUGCCUUAUCGCUGCCCUCCCGGACCUCGUGCUACAAAACCGCUCCAGGGAAAAUAGAGAAAGUCAGACCUCCUCCAUCCCCCACACCUGAAGGCCCCAGCUUGCAGCCUGACUUAGCCCCCGAAGAGGCUGCCGGAUCCCAGCGGCCCAAGAAUCUGAUGCAGACCCUCAUGGAAGACUAUGAGACACACAAAUCUAAAAGGCGCGAGAGGAUGGAUGAUGGUAGUGUCCUUGAGGCCACGCGGGUUAACCGGAGAAAGAGCGCGCUGGCCUUGCGCUGGGAGGCGGGGCUCUAUGCCAACCAGGAGGAUGGGGACAAUGAGUAACCAACUUCCUUCCACCCAGGAAGCUUCAGGGGUGCUUGGGUUACCUAGAAACCAAGCCCUCCCCACGUCACAGCAUUUUAAUGGAGUAUUUAUUAAAGUGCAAACAAACUCGGCAACCCUUCCGUAGACCAGAAGCUGCAAUGAUGAACAAUAAAGUGAGAAAGAAAUCCACCCAUCACACCCUAGCCCCCAGGAGUCAACAGAGAAAGGAUUUUUUGCGACUCAAAGAAUCGCCUGGAUUUGGACCAAUCCACAACUGCUCCCAAAGGACACAGAAGUUACAGGCAAAUCAACAUGGUUGCUCCAGGCACAACCCGGAGCAGCCUUGCUGGGUGGAGAGGACACGGGCGACGGGCCCAUCUGGACAGCAGUGGCGCCCAGGCUGGUGCCAUCGACAGCACAGGAUGCUCUCUGCACCCAUUUCCGCCCGUCGCUCAGCAUCGGAGGUGUUGAGUCAACGCCACUGACUCCAGCAGCCAUAGAGUGAAUCAUGUUUCCCUGCUUACGGAGAAGAGGCAAUUAUGAUUCCAUUUCUCUUACAUUAAACUGAUUUUUAUCGGGAGCAGUUAAUAAUCGCAAUACAUCAAACCCGUAUUUUUAAGACAAUGUUUCUUCAUGUUGCAGACACAAACUGUUCCACGUGAGGAGGUUGAGGGGCGGGGGGAGAAAGCCAAACCAAAUGGAUUAUUUUAGCUCUAGGGUCUAGUCUGCUUAUACUGUUGACUGAUUUGCAGGUUAGGAGAACACGUUUUCCCAAUUAUGUUUCUUCAUAUGAAAACUAUAUUUAGUGGACAACAACUAUUUUUAUGAUGGGAUGGGGGAAUAUAUCCAUGUUCAAGCCUGCGCACACUGAACAGCCUGGCUCAGGCGGGUCGGGGUAUUUUUAGAGUGGCAAUAAUUGAGAAAAGGGCGAAAUCUGCCUUACACAGGUAGAUGUCGAGAAAUAAAAGGGGUUUAUAUUUUCUAUCAUAAAAUGGACCUUAGGGGUGGUAGGAAGAUCGAGAGAUUAUUUUGGGUUAACCAGAAAUGAAACAUUAAAGAAAGAGCAUGAAGGUAGAGAGAGAAGGGGGCAGAAAGGGUAGGGAAAAUAAGGAAUCAGGAGAUAUUUUUUUCUGAGCAGCCAGUGUUUUUCAGGAUGAUACAGAGAAAUAUAGACUAGAAAUCGAAGGGCAGGCUUGGAAUCAGCAACAAAUCCUAAAGAUGGUGUGUAUGAGUGUGUGUGUGCACGCACGCACACUCAUACACCUUUGUGUGUUUGUUAAAGUGUGUAUGCUCAUGCGUAAGGGUGUGUAUGUUGGGGUUAAAAUUCCAGAAUGAGCAUGGGACAGGGUGUACAGUAUUUCCUCCAGAGCUGUUAGCCAGCGCCAGGGGUGAGCGAGAAUUUCUUUUUUAUGAAAAGGGAUAUAGAGGCACCGAGCUGAUGCAGUAUUCGUGAUAUGAAACUGAAUUAACAUGGUAUCUGCAUGAGUCACAAUUGCAGAGUUUUGAGCAGGUUUGUAAUUUGACACUUAGGAAAGUACCAUAUUUAUUCUCAUGCUUUGUAUUCAUGCUUAGUAUACCACAGAAGAUGCCAGCUUCACUCUUUCUGACCUUUAAAGCAAUAUGAUAAGGGCAUUCAAUAAUUGAGUGCCCUCAAUUUCUAGAUAAGAAAUUUUUCCACUCUGGCCAUGAGAAAAAAAAAACAAAAAACUGACCAGCAUCAUUUUUUUUCCUUUUGUUUUAAAACUGUGGUUUUAAAAAAUAAGCAAUAAUGAAG
Molecule: messenger RNA, 5858 nt
Organism: Molossus molossus (Pallas's mastiff bat)
Lineage: Eukaryota; Metazoa; Chordata; Mammalia; Chiroptera; Molossidae
Gene: PALM2AKAP2
Product: PALM2 and AKAP2 fusion
Exons: 11
Coding region: 191-4102 (1303 amino acids)
Biological process (GO): regulation of cell shape
Cellular component (GO): membrane
Source: RefSeq, a predicted model, not a curated record